Messenger RNA from Phycodurus eques (leafy seadragon), 2652 nucleotides. It is a transcript of the gene rskrb, whose product is annotated as ribosomal protein S6 kinase related b. The coding region runs from base 175 to 1464 and encodes 429 amino acids. NCBI's taxonomy places the organism in Eukaryota, Metazoa, Chordata, Actinopteri, Syngnathiformes, Syngnathidae. Gene Ontology annotation, molecular function: protein serine/threonine kinase activity; ATP binding. Gene Ontology annotation, biological process: protein phosphorylation. The record is from RefSeq and is a predicted model, not a curated record. The transcript is spliced from 13 exons.
AUUACGGCGGUUCGCCCCAUUUUUAUUAUUUUUUUUCCCUAGUAGAUUAUCGAGACAAAGUGACGUUUGUUCCCCAACCUCGCUAGGUUUACGGAAACGGUUUGGUUCGAGAAGGUUCCGAAGGCGGGCGACGGUCGGCACCGAUGAGCCGCGUGCGCGUGUGCUGUCACGCAGAUGGGGGCCGACGGCAGCAAGAAGAGGCCGGUUGAUGGGCGGAAGGAUGAGCCCCUGUCGUCAGGCUGGCGUGGCUUCUUGUCCAGCAUGAGCCUGUCGCUGCCAGCCGCCCUGUGCCGCCUGGCGCCGCCCGCCCUGCGCCUGGGUCGGCAGCGCAUGCUGCAAGGGAGGGCGCCUGACAUCCCCGAGCACGUCCUGAGGCUGGCGGGCGUGAGCCCCGACAAACUGAGAUCCGAGUGGAGUCUGCCCGGCUUCGUCACCAUGUUCCUACCGGAGUUCCCUCACAGGACCGUGCCGGGACAAGAACACUUUCAGGUGUUAGGUUACAUUGCCAAAGGCUCUUUUGGACCCAUCCUGAAAGUGAAGGACAGGACCAAACAGAGAACAUACGCCGUCAAGGUGAUACCCAAGUCUGAGAUCCUCCGACUGGGCGUCCUGGAGCAAUCUAAAGAAGAGGUUAUAGUUCAGCGUCAGAUUCGCCACCCGUUUGUCCAUGACCUGCAGGACUGUUGGCAGACGCAACGUCACCUCUACAUUAUGUGCGACUACUGCGGCACCGGCGACCUGUACACCUACUGGCAGAUGAUCGGACUCUUCUCAGAGGACACGGUGCGGGUGUUUGCCGCCGAGCUGGGCUGCGCGCUGGGAUUUCUUCACGACUUUGGUAUCAUCCACAGAGACGUGAAGAUGGAGAACAUCCUGCUGACAGACAACGGACACCUCCGCCUGGCCGACUUUGGUUUGUCCCGCCGCCUGGAGCGAGGAGGGCGGGCUUUUACCAUCUGCGGUACUAUCCAGUACAUGGCCCCCGAGGUGCUGAGCGGUGGUCCCUACAACCACUCUGCUGAUUGGUGGUCACUGGGAAUCCUGCUCUUCUCAUUGGCUACCGGCAAGUUUCCCCUGCCUCCAGAGCCGGACCACUGCGGCAUGCUGAGGAGGGUGCGGUCUUUCCCCUACGAAAUGCCCCUCAUCCUGAGCCCCCCUCUGGCCAUGCUCAUCACAGAGCUGCUGUGCAAAAUGCCUGCCCGCCGACUUCGCACCCUGGAUCGCUUCCAACGCCAGACCUUCUUCCGUGGGCUCAGUUUUGACCAAAACCUGCUGCAGCGCCACCCUGUGGAGGUGAUUCUGGAGCUGAGGGAGCGACCCGACCGCGCCGCCAAAGCCCGCCGAGGCCUCACACUGUCACUGCAGCCGCUCAAAGGCUUUGAAUACGACUCAUUACUUAGCCCGCCAUACACACCCGACGUGCAGCAGCAGGAAGCGGGCCCACGCAGGGAGGUGUUUGUUUAACGUAUAAACGCCACCAAACAGGACAGCUUGUGUCAGUACGGUACAGAUUUUCCAAAGUUUCCAUUUACUAAAUGGCUGGUCCAUACCUAAAAUAGCCACAUGUCAAGAAGAAACAUGUAGUUGUUUACUGUGGCCUUCCACUACACACACUGUCAGGUUUACCCUUUCACACUGUACUGUGCUGAAUGGGAUCGAGGACCUGAUCAGCAAAAAAAAUCAUAAGGACCUCCAGGACUCAUGCCUAAAACUGAACAGUUAGUUGGACAUUUUAGAGUAAAUUCCAAGGCUCUUAUUUUGAUAAACCCUAGUAGGGAAUUGGCCCAAAUCAGCCGUAAAUUAAUCUUCUUUUUGGAGGCCUCAACAUGCCUGAAAACUUACAAAUUCUUGCAAAUGCGUGAAUCCUUGUGAAAAAAUAUAUUGGGGGUUCCGAAUACAAAAUGCGGAAAGUCACUGUGUUGCACUAGUGGAACCAAUCAACAUGCACGUAUACAGCCGUUGCAGGACACAAGAAAAAAUUAACUAGGAAUUUAACAAUUUUGGUCAGAAAACGCCAUUUUUGUGUGAAAUUAAGGGUCAUGCUUUGACAAAACGGAAGUACAUACCCUUGAUGAACGGGCAACACUAAAUUGUGAAGUUUUCCAUCUACGCCAUCAAGUAUGGCUGAAGUGUGGACUGACAAGAUAUAUUUUAUAGUCUUUCUAUACCUUAUGUACUGAGCACUACAUUUGUUUUACCCCGAAAGAGCACCAUUCUACACCUUUUGUGUUUGCAGACCAAGAAAUGUUAUCAUUUAUGGACUUGAACAUUGCCUGCCAAUAUGCCACAACUGUUAUCGUGCACAGAAAGGUCAAUCUAGCUAAAGACAAUGCGCCCUGUUCCAUUUUUUUUGUGUAAUCACUUGUGCAAAGAAACCCUUUUUCCUGAAUGACAUUGACUUUACAUGUACUGGUACCACUGUAGAAACAUUACAACUUCACCUCAGCGUUUUGAUGGAUACAGAGCUUUUUCUAUUGUCGCCAUACAGUAUGUUCCAAUGUACCCAAAUGCCUCACGAGUGAUCCUGACUUAUGUCGUUAGUUAUGGGAAUGCUUAUUUAUACAUAUAUUUAUAUAUAUGUAAAUCCUCUUUAUACAAUUUAUAAGAAUGAUUUGGAUGUUUACAUGUCUUUUUGAAUAUUAAAUGGUCUUA